AUGUGUCGUCGUGUUACUUGUCCUGAAUGCAAGAAAUAUACUUGGGCUGGUUGUGGCCAACAUAUCGAUCAAGCUUUAGCUGGUUUAAAGGAUGAAGAAAUCUGCAAGUGUAAAGAAACCAAACAUACUGAACACAUUCCCACACUUGUCAAAUUGAAUGAAUAAAGAAAAAAUAUAG
This is a messenger RNA of Gilbertella persicaria, 178 nucleotides long. RefSeq lists its product as uncharacterized. Bases 1 to 165 code for a protein of 54 amino acids. The transcript is spliced from 2 exons. NCBI's taxonomy places the organism in Eukaryota, Fungi, Mucoromycota, Mucoromycetes, Mucorales, Choanephoraceae. The record is from RefSeq and is a predicted model, not a curated record.